Messenger RNA from Exophiala spinifera, 2568 nucleotides. RefSeq lists its product as uncharacterized. The coding region runs from base 1 to 2568 and encodes 855 amino acids. The record is from RefSeq and is a predicted model, not a curated record. NCBI's taxonomy places the organism in Eukaryota, Fungi, Ascomycota, Eurotiomycetes, Chaetothyriales, Herpotrichiellaceae. The transcript is spliced from 3 exons.
AUGAGGCGUGUCGCAGGUCGAGUGACUUCUGACGACAUUCGAUCAGCUGGCCUGAGACGAUGGGAUGGUCGAUUGAGAGUCACGACCGACUGGAUCAAUCUGUUCCAUGAACCCGAGCUGUGUUGGCCUACUGGGGAUUGCCUGGUCUAUCUACGAGAGCCUGGCCAGUCCAGUCGAGGACCAGCUUUCCGGGUCCACAUAGGCUUCCUCAGAGUCAAGGGCUUCGAGUCUUUAGUCGAGCGAUGCGUGGUCAGAAACUCGAUCCACGCUGCGAGCGAAUGCGUUCUGCCAAAUUGUCCAGGUUGUGACCCCGAACAGUCGCUUCUCGAACUGUACAUCCCAGCGCCAUACGGAGCCGGACUCGAGGAAAUCUUUGACCACCACAUCACGACCAGGAACUUUUUCGCAUGGCUAUACAACCGACCCCUUGCUGGAAGGACGCUGGGUAAAGCCCUAGUGGAGCUGAAGAGGAGGAUAGAUGUCUACCGGCCCGAUGACAGCUCGCAGAAUAAGCUCGAAGUUGUGUCUUACGCAGAGAGUCAGAGGUAUCUGGAUUUCAGGGAAUGCGUCGACCAUGCGCUGGCGGCGCUUCAUCUGGCCGAGAACCUUGAGAUUGAAGACCUUUGGGUCGAUGCUUUCUCCCACUGUGUCGGGAUGAGCCAUCGGGGCCUCCGCUCCAGCAUCGAGUACGCGAUGGUCAGUUCGCGAUCCAAGUCCCUCGUUAGUCGGGCAAGAACUGAGAUGGAUACUCGCCUGCAAAAUGUGGACAAAGCAUUGGUCGACUUCUUCGAAGAGGAAGUUUCCAACAGCUUCCUUCGACUGCCCCAGACUGCAAAGGACCACUUGGACCGGGCCCGCGUCUUCCUCAAGGGAGUAUACGUUGAGCGUUAUGGGUCAUGGCCGCCUUCGGACUUUGAAGAGGAGUCAGUCAAACAGGCCGUGUACACAGCUAUAUUCGGCGACUUCCAGAACUUGUAUCAGCACCUGGUGGACCCGAAUUCCGUAACAGGAAUGGAAGAGACCGACAUCAGCAAGACCGGAGGGGUAUGCACGAUACAGAACAUCCAGGCUUUUGACGCGAAGCACGGCUUUGAACCUCUAGCGCAGCCGCUUCCACUGAUACCAGUGACGUUGGAGUCUGACCCAGGUCCUCACCAUUCGAAAUCGGUGCGCAGAAAGUCUUGGAACCCGAUACUCAAGAGGAAGAUCGACAGGGAGGCUCGGAAAGCCCGUGACAAGCAAGCUUUGACCAAUGCUUCCAACAGGGACGUUCUGGUCAUGGAGUGCGAAGUGGUCAAGAAGUUCUCCCAAUUCGAGCAACAGACUGUCGACGAUGACCUUGUGGGGCUGCCAAUUGCCGAAGGGCGCAAGGUGCGCUGGAUGCUUGUCUAUGCCAUCCUACAGGUCCUCCAUGCCGUGAUGCAGGCACCAAAGCAGGUCCGCAACUCGCGCGGGCUGACAUACUCUAUUUGUUGCCAUCCUCCCAAGAAACUGCCGUGGCAAGAAUCACGACGCCCAAUGCUCCCCUCCACCACCGAGAGUCUGUCCCAACUGGAAUUGGUACCGGACCAGAGCUACUCGCAUACAAACGUAACUGCGUCAUCUUCCCCAGUCACUGAGGAAGCGCCACGAGGAAGGUCGUUCAUGGCUCGCCGGAGAACGCUCCCGGCGCAUCUGCCUGGAGCGUUGACAGCGUCGUUGAUGACCAAGUCGGCUCCGAGUUCGCGGUCGUCUUCGUUGCGGAGGCUGAUGUCGAGAUGCUCGCGCGCCGCCCCGGAGCCAAUGCCAGCCAAACGAUCUGCCUUCUGCCAGAUCUACGUCGAGGGGUACGGCAAUGGCCUGAACGAGGUCGACAGCAACACCACGGCCGCCAGACAGUCAACCCCGGCCGAGCUUACAGCCGAGCCCACCGCAGAACUAGAAGUGACGAGUCCGGAUCUCAUCAAGGAGGAAAUGCCCGAACCACACGAGCUGGUCGGCCACGAAGUGCACGAACUCAACGCUGUCGGGGUCGAAAGUGUCACGGCCCCAGAAGCACCCCUUCUUGCGCCGGUGCCGGUGCCGGUGCCCGAAGACGAGUCGUCGUCGACUCCGCCGCAGAUGUCUCGCGAGUCUUCCUCGGCGUCGACGAGCAGCACCUGGUCCAAGAAGAGCCGUGGCAGCGGCAGCGACAGCGACGGGCUCGACCCCAGAACGCCGGCAGACGACACUGUCUGCACGUUGCAGGAGAUACUGCAGUCGACGCAGACGCAGACGCAGACCCACACGCCCAAGCCCAAGGUUCCAAGUUGCAGACCGCCCAUAGGGAAGAGGACGUCCUCGUGCGCACGGGGUUCCUCGCAUACCAUUGCUGUUGUCGAUCAUCACGACAGCGACAACGAAAAUGGUAAUCGUGCGGGUACGGGUAUUGGGAAAAGCACAUACGCCAAAGACGCCCUCAACGACGCAAUGUCAGUGCCAUCUAUCCAUUUCAAUACCUUGACUUGGGACAGGAUCUUGGAUCAGCGCUGCGUAGGAAAGAGACCUGUGACGGCGCCUGCUACGAGUUCGAUUCAGGUCCGCGCAUGA